UUAAUGUGUCAGUUGCUUAGCCGUUAGCUAGGUUAAUGUCUUGUGCGGUCCCUAGCUAACUAGCUUCCAACGUAUGUAAGCAUUAUCACUAGCUACGAGAAAGGGCAUCCUUCCCACCGCUAGUCUAAUGGAAGGGUGAGGGGAACGAUGCUGAGAUUCCUCCAUAUCCUUUUAACAGGCCUGUUCGGUGUUCUGUCGGAUGGAGUUGGAGCUUUUGAUGGGGUCAGACUAGUUGAUGGGGAGAACAAGUGUUCGGGCAGAGUUGAGGUUCUCCGCCACGACCAGUGGGGGACUGUUUGUGACCAUGGCUGGGACCCCCGGGAGGCUAAUGUGGUGUGCCUGGAGCUGGGCUGUGGCUUAGCUGAUUUUACUCCUCAUAGUGCAGUAUAUCGUGCAGGCACUGGACACAUCUGGCUGCAGCAAGUCCAGUGCAGUGGACAUGAGUCCAGUUUGACACGCUGUGCUAUUUUCCUCCACGGUAAUGCCUACUGCACCCAUGAAAAUGAUGCAGCGGUGAAAUGCUCAGGUACCAUGUUAAUGCCAACCCUCACCCUACUGUCACCUUACACUGUGUUCUUUCCUGGUGAGGCUGUUCGCUUCAGCUGCAGUGUUCAGCAGGGUCACAUCAGUGACUUUCACCUGUACAAGCAUGGAGUUUAUCCACCACUGGUUACACAGAGGGCGGACCACACCCAGAAAAAAGCGGAGCUGACGCUGUCUUACAUAGAGACUUUCCACCAGGGCAGCUACAGUUGUCAGUACAGGACCAAGACCAGUUUUCCUUCUCAGCUGCUCAGCUCACCACCCAGCAACUCCAUCAACAUCACUGUUGUGGAACUCCUGACUCCACAACACUGGUAUAACACGUCCACUGAGGCCCCAGCUGGUUCCGUCAUUAAAGGCCACAAUUUUAACAUCACCUGCUCCACCACGCAGCAGUACCCUGGAGGUUCCUUCCAGCUGCGUCUGAUCCGCUCCAACGGCACAGUGCGCCAGUCCCUGCCUGCCCUCACGCCGUCUGUCACUUUCACUUUUCCCAACGCCCAGAGCUCCAACGAAGGCUACUAUUAUUGCCUGUAUCGGGUCCAGCUGGGUGGUCGCACCUUUGUCUCCAGAGAAAGCCAACCCCUGCCAAUAGCUAUCAGAGACCCAGAUCCUGUACUGAGUCCAGUGGGGAUCAGCUGGCUUGUGUCGGGCCUGAUAUUUGUUGUAGCUGCCAUCAUUUUAAUCAUUGUGGCCAAGGUGCUGUGUAACAAGGAGAAGAAGCCCACCGAACUGGAGCGAGAGACCAGAACCUGUGCGGAAAACACUUAUGUUGCCUUAUCAAUUAACAAGCUAUGAUGGAGUAUGCAGGCAACAGAUCACUAAAGCAGAAUCAAGAGUGAGUGGACAGUCAGAGGGCUUCAGUCAGCAUCAAUCGUGGAUUCAGGAGACAACACAGAACCAAACAGCUCAGCCCAUCAUCCACCACACCUUCGGAGGCAGUUUUUACUGGACUCUGACACAGACCUAGAUCAUAGCAAACCUCCUGCUAGUGUGACUAUUGGGAAAACAUGGCUUUUAAGUCUUUUAUUAUGGUAAGAUAUGAACCAUUGGCCACAGAAGACUGACAGUAUGAACUAUAUCCAGUUCAAAGUCUGUAUUGGUCUCAGCUAGACUUCAGAUUCACUAGGACUUGGCUACUGCCACGGCGCCAAAUGUUUGGAGUGGAAAACGGCACCUUAGCGCUAAACUGGGGGAACUCUGAUGUGGGUCCCUCAGGUUGGUGUAUGUUUAUAAAACAUUGCUUUGUAUUUAUAACUAGGCAACACUAAUGCUAGGCUCUUCUAGCUUAUGUACUCUCUUCUACGGAGCAUUGAUCCUUAUUAGGAUUAGGAUUUUUUUGUAUUUUAAAUCUAACCCUACUAUGCAUCUUAUGUAAUUUACAAUAUGUACAUUACUGCACUAAAAACUGGUAAAUAGAAACUAGUUGAUUAAAAUGUGGCUGUUUUCGG
This is a messenger RNA of Etheostoma cragini (Arkansas darter), 1994 nucleotides long. RefSeq lists its product as uncharacterized. The transcript is spliced from 8 exons. The record is from RefSeq and is a predicted model, not a curated record. Gene Ontology annotation, cellular component: membrane. NCBI's taxonomy places the organism in Eukaryota, Metazoa, Chordata, Actinopteri, Perciformes, Percidae. Bases 148 to 1341 code for a protein of 397 amino acids.